Molecule: messenger RNA, 1052 nt
Organism: Aedes albopictus (Asian tiger mosquito)
Lineage: Eukaryota; Metazoa; Arthropoda; Insecta; Diptera; Culicidae
Product: 3-oxoacyl-[acyl-carrier-protein] reductase FabG
Exons: 1
Coding region: 111-878 (255 amino acids)
Molecular function (GO): oxidoreductase activity
Source: RefSeq, a predicted model, not a curated record
UCUUAGCUACUAUACAGUACACACCGCCCUAUCAGUCUGAAUCGGCCCGUCUAUCACCCAAUUUACGUAAUUCGUGGCUCUUUCGGCAUCAACCAAUUAGAAACAAAAAGAUGAAUUUCGCCGGAAAAGUGGUUCUAAUUACUGGAGCCAGCAGUGGUAUCGGCGCCGCCACGGCCAUCAAGUUCUCCAAACUGGGAGCCUCGCUUGCCCUGACGGGUCGCAAGCUGGACAAUCUGAACAAUGUCGCCAAGGAAUGCGCAACCGGAGCAGCUGCCCCUCUCGUCAUUCCCGGCGAUAUCACCCAGGAGGCGGAUACCGAACGUAUCCUGAAGACGACGAUCGAAAAGUACGGAAAGUUGGAUGUGCUAGUGAACAAUGCCGGUAUCAUCGAAACCGGCACGAUCGAGACGACCAGUCUGGAGCAGUUCGAUCGGGUGAUGAACACCAACGUUCGAUCGAUCUACCAUUUGACAAUGUUGGCCGUGCCGCAUCUGAUCAAAACGCAGGGCAACAUUGUGAACGUUUCGAGUGUGAAUGGAAUCCGAUCGUUCCCGGGGGUGUUGGCGUACAACAUUUCCAAGAUGUCGGUCGAUCAGUUCACCCGUUGCGUUGCGCUGGAACUGGCUGCCAAGAACGUUCGCGUCAACUGCGUCAACCCGGGCGUGACGGUCACCAAUCUGCACAAGCGCGGCGGUAUGGACGAGGAGACGUACAAGAAGUUUUUGGAACACUCGAAGAAUACGCAUGCGAUGGGCCGUCCCGGACAGGCUACCGAGGUUGCCGAUGCGAUCGUGUUCCUGGCCAGUGAUUCGGCUUCGUUUGUUACCGGGGCUAGUCUGCCGAUCGACGGCGGUCGUCAUGCCAUGUGCCCACGAUAAGCGAUAGAGAUUGGGUGGAUUUGAUUGGAAUUAAAUCAUCAGCUGGGUUUUGAUGCAUUUAUUUUAGGUUUUGGCAACAUAAAGUUUGUUUUUUUUUUAUUUUGCUUCGUACUCUGGCAUGUGAAUAGCGUUACAUAAAAAACGAAAUAAAUCUCGUGAUUUAGUGUAAACCAA